Cotesia congregata is the source of this 627-nucleotide messenger RNA. The record is from the annotation of a GenBank genome assembly. Lineage: Eukaryota; Metazoa; Arthropoda; Insecta; Hymenoptera; Braconidae.
AUGUCGACUAAGUCAUCCGUAGAUUUAAGAGGCGAAUUGGCUGAGCUUGUUAAGCGAAAAGCUGAAAUAGCUGACACCCUGGCGAAUUUAGAAAGACAAAUAUAUGCUUUUGAAGGUAGUUAUCUUGAAGAUACACAAUUAUAUGGGAAUAUUAUACGAGGAUGGGACAGAUACUUAGCUAGCAAUAAAAAUACAAAUAGUAAAGCUGAUAAAAGAAAUAGAAAAUUUAAAGAAGCUGAAAGAUUAUUUUCUAAAUCAUCAAUAACGUCCAUGGCUGCUGUAAGUGGUUUGGUCGAUAAUACCCAAGAAAAAAUUGAACGAUACAGUGAGUCAGAAUCACAGCUUGGAAAUAGCGGUAGUGAAGACAACUGCAACUAUAACAAUUCUAGUGUGGUAACAUCGGGUAAUAGCAAAGACUCAAGUGGAAAGAAUCACACGUCCAUACAAUCUGGAUAUUUACAAAACAACGGUACAUUGAGUAACAACGAUGCCAAUGUUACAUUUACAAAUGGUCCAUUGUCAAAUGUUACUGUACGAAUAGAUCCAUCGGCUUCGACUACCGAGUACUUACCACGUACAGCAUCACCAUUUCUUUCUUCCCAAGCUGACUUUGAGUCACCCGUAUAA